Messenger RNA from Cylicocyclus nassatus, 1388 nucleotides. The record is from the annotation of a GenBank genome assembly. Lineage: Eukaryota; Metazoa; Nematoda; Chromadorea; Rhabditida; Strongylidae.
AUGUCAAUUUUUACAAAAUUACGAGAAUUCGAUGCGUACACGAAACCGAUGGACGAUUUUAGGGUUAAAACCCUUACUGGCGGAAUGGUGUCCGUCAUAGCAUCCGUUGUGAUUGUUCUCUUAGCAAUUCAAGAAACUAGUCAUUAUCUUGCUGGUGACGUAGUAGAGCAGUUAUAUGUGGAUUCUACAACUUCUGACAUAAAGCUUGAUGUACAUUUCGACAUCACUUUUCAUAGAUUACCUUGUGCAUUCAUCACUGUGGAUGUGAUGGAUGUCACUAGCGAGAAUCAGGAUGAUGUACAGAAUGAUAUUUUCAAACUGCGAUUGGAUAGGCAUGGCCAGAAUGUUACUAGUGACGUUCAGAAAAUUGGGGUUAACAGGAACAGCACUGCGGGUGACGUUGCCGUUACAACACCGAAAUGCGGCAGCUGCUAUGGAGCGUUACCCGCCGGAAGUUGUUGCAAUACCUGCGACGAAGUGAAAGAAGCAUAUCAGUUGAGGGGUUGGCAAGUGAAUAUAGAUGAGGUGGUGCAGUGUCAGUUCGAUCCAUGGUUGAAGAAAAUGAAGGAUUUUGAAGGCGAAGGAUGUCGUGUUUAUGGGAAAAUUCGUGUGGCUAAAGUCGCUGGAAAUUUCCAUCUUGCCCCUGGAGAAGCACACAGGGUCAUGAGAUCGCAUGUUCACGAUUUUCACAGUCUUGACCUUACUCGCUUCGAUACCGCUCAUCGAAUAAAUCACCUAGCCUUUGGAGAAGAAUUUCCUGGGAAGGAGUAUCCAUUGGAUGGGAAGAAUUUCGAUGAUGGCAGACCGGCUAUAAUGCAUAAUUACUAUGUGAAGAUUGUUCCUACUAGUUAUGUGUAUAUGGAUGGCCGAGUGGAGAACAGCCAUCAGUUCUCGGUUACAACCCAUCAAAAGGAUAUAGCGAAAGGGGUAAGUGGAAUUCCUGGCUUUGUGGUGCAAUACGAAUUUAGUCCACUAAUGGUUCGACGAGAGCUGAAGCGACAGCAUCUUAUCACUUUCCUUGUUUCUCUGUGUGCCAUAAUUGGAGGAGUUUUUACGGUUGCACAGUUAAUAGACUCUGUGAUCUAUCGUUCUUCGCGGGUUUUCUUGCAAAAGCUUAGCUUAAAUAAACUUGGCUGAUGUGGUUCUCUAGACUUACGCGGCAUGUUGUACUCAAUGGUUGCGUUGUUGUGGAUAUAGUAUUUAUUUCCCUUUUUUCCUGUUCGAUUCCAAUCAGUGCCUUCAGGUGGGAGCUAAUAUUGUUCUAAUCUUGACUUAACUGUUGUUUUCCGUUGUUAAAUUAAAAAAAGUGAACUGCAUGCAUUGUUAUUGGUCUGUGAUCUUAUUGUGGUCAAGAGCAAUUUAAUAUGUACAGAAUAAAAUUUCUAUCC